Messenger RNA from Pedinophyceae sp. YPF-701, 369 nucleotides. Lineage: Eukaryota; Viridiplantae; Chlorophyta; Pedinophyceae. The record is from the annotation of a GenBank genome assembly.
AUGGCACCCAAGGCGUACGAGCUCCGCGAGAAGAGCAAGGAUGACCUCCUUAGCUCGCUGAAGGACAUGAAGCAGGAGCUGGCGUCGCUGCGCGUGGCCAAGGUGACGGGCGGCGCCCAGAACAAGCUCGCCAAGAUCAGGUCGAUCCGCAAGGGCAUCGCGCGGAGCCUCACCGUGAUCAACCAGAAGACCCGGGCCGCCCUCAAGGAGGCGUACAAGGGCAAGAAGUACCUGCCGACGGACCUGCGGGAGAAGAAGACCCGCGCGAUCCGCCGGAGGCUCACCAAGCACCAGAAGAGCGCGGUGACGGACAAGGCCGCGAAGAAGGCCGCCAACUUCCCCAAGCGGAAGUACGCCGUCAAGGCCUGA